AUGCCGCGCGCCAACGAUGGCAGCAAGAAACCGCCGACGGCGGCCAUCAACCUCAUCGCCGGUGGCGGCGCCGGCAUGAUGGAGGCCCUCGCCUGUCAUCCCCUCGACACCAUCAAGGUCCGCAUGCAGCUCUCGCGACGCGCCCGCCAGCCCGGCGCCCCGAAGCGCGGCUUCGUCCGCACCGGCGUCGAAAUCGUCAAGCGCGAGACGCCCCUCGGUCUCUACAAGGGCCUCGGCGCCGUCCUCACCGGCAUCGUGCCCAAGAUGGCCAUCCGCUUCACCUCUUUCGAGUGGUACAAGCAGCUGCUCGCCGACAAGUCCACCGGCCUCGUCUCCGGCCGCGCCACCUUCCUCGCCGGCCUCGCCGCCGGCGUCACCGAGGCCGUCGCCGUCGUCACGCCCAUGGAGGUCAUCAAGAUCCGCCUCCAGGCCCAGCAUCACUCCAUGGCCGACCCCCUCGACAUCCCCAAGUACCGCAACGCCGCCCACGCCCUCUACACCGUCGUCCGCGAGGAGGGCUUCGGCGCCCUCUACCGCGGCGUCAGCCUCACCGCCCUGCGCCAGGGCUCCAACCAGGCCGUCAACUUCACCGCCUACGCCUACUUCAAGCAGUGGCUCAAGGACUUCCAGCCCGAGUACGCGUCCACGAACCUGCCGAGCUGGCAGACCACCGUCAUCGGUCUCGUCAGCGGAGCCAUGGGGCCCCUGAGCAACGCGCCCAUCGACACCAUCAAGACGCGCCUGCAGAAGACGCCCGCCGAACCGGGCGUGAGCGCGUGGACGAGGAUAAGCCGCAUCUCGACCGACAUGUUCAGGCAGGAAGGCUUCCACGCCUUCUACAAGGGCAUCACCCCGCGCAUCAUGCGCGUCGCCCCCGGCCAGGCCGUCACCUUUACCGUCUACGAGUUCCUCAAGGAGAAGCUCGAGCGGAGCAACUUUUCCGCCACCGGUGGCAAGUACGAGGAGUAG
Molecule: messenger RNA, 969 nt
Organism: Drechmeria coniospora
Lineage: Eukaryota; Fungi; Ascomycota; Sordariomycetes; Hypocreales; Ophiocordycipitaceae
Exons: 4
Coding region: 1-969 (322 amino acids)
Biological process (GO): fumarate transport; succinate transport; transmembrane transport
Source: RefSeq, a predicted model, not a curated record